UUCAUUAUUUUCUAUCAUUUUCCUAUUCCCAAUAAACAUGAGGAAAAUUUUAUUUUAUUUAUUUUUUUAAAGAAGGCGAGUUUGUUGCCGGUGGUCGCGGUUAUUUCUUGCUGAUUUGUACCUGCCCUUUCUUUUUCUUUUUCGUGUCAUCGCAUUCUGCCUCUUUCUCUCUCAUAAACAACUUUCAUACAGUCUCUCUCUAGAAUCUCUCUUCCUUUCGUCACUCUCCCCUCAAUUCUCUCUCUACCCAUUUUCACUGUUCCCUUGCUCUCCUUGAAACUGCUCUUUCUCUUUCGUUGCGCUUUUCACAUUCAUUAGUUUCCAAUCCUUGGGCUUCUUUCUUUUUGCUGAUCUUGACCAUUGCUUCGAUCAGCUAUUCUGUUGAUCUGCUGAAAAUGUUUGCUCUUUUGGUUAGUUUCUGGUGAGAAUUAUAGGACUCUCAAUUCUUUUCAAUUUUUUAAAUUACAACUUUUGGCCUUGUUUAUUGAAAAGGGUGUUACUUUUAUGGGGAAGUUAUUGAAUGUGGAAUUAGAGAUUCCAUAUUCUUUCUUCUUUCCCAUAGAUUUGCAUAAAGUUAUUGAAUGUGGAAUUAGAGAUUCCAUAUUCUUUCUUCUUUCCCAUAGAUUUGCAUCUGUAAAUCUCCUUUUUCGGUACAUAUGCCUUUUACAGCUUUUUUAUUAUUUGCUUUCUGAUUGAGAUAAAAAAAGGAGUUAAGAUUGCGUUUAUCAUUUAUUUGUAUCAAUAAAAAAAACUUCCUUUUCUUCUUGUGUAAAUUAGAAAGCUUUUGAAACCAAAAAAAUAUAUAUUUCUUUUGUUUUUUUAUUUUGCUUUGUUGGUUCAUUCUGAGAUUUUUGUUUUUGUUGAAAGCAGUUUAUGAGAUUGCAUUCGUGGAUUGAUCUGAAUCAUCUGAUCAUUAGAUUGAAGGUGGAAAAGGGUAUUUGGCAAUUUUAAGUUAAGGUCUUUAUUCAAGUGAUUUGAAGAGAAACACAAAGGAAUAGUUUUUAAAGCUGUGGUUUCAAAAGUGUCGCUUUUAAAUUAGAAUUUUAAGAGAUUGAAGAACUAAUCAAGGUAUUACCAAUUGGUGAAAAGAGUUUUUGGCUCUGAAUUGGGAAGGUUUUUUUUUGAGAUUUGGUGAAAAGGAUUGUAAAAUUGAAGGUUAGUGGUGGAUUAAUCCUUACAUUAGCUAGAAAGUUUUUAAAGGAUUUAACCCAAUAAGUUCUGGCGGAUCCGUCUACUGAAGAUAGGGGUUGUUAUUGUCUGGCUGGUCUGGAGUGCAUAUUAAAUAUUAUCAGGGCCCUCAGAAUGGGUUCCUGCUUAUCUGCUGAAAGCAGGAGCCCUCUUCCUGGUUCGCCUUCGUCCCCUCAUCUGGCGAAUAUGAAAAGGAGGAAUUCAAGGAGGAGACCAGGGUAUUUUGACUACCUGAAGGAAGAACCAUUGCAUAGGAUUCCAGGGAGGUUGUUCUUGAAUGGGUCCAGUGAUGUUGCUUCACUCUUUACUCAACAGGGCAAGAAAGGAACCAACCAGGAUGCCAUGAUUGCUUGGGAGAAUUUUGGUUCAAGAACAGAUACGGUUUUCUGUGGUGUUUUUGAUGGCCAUGGUCCUUAUGGUCAUAUGGUAGCAAAGAGAGUGAGGGACCGUCUUCCCUUAAAACUAAGUGCUCACUGGGACGUUCAUAUACCCAGUGAGGAUGUUCUCAGAGAGAUCAGCUUGAACACUGCAGGAAGCAUGAACUCUGAAGAUAAUGCUUCUGUAUUAGCUGAUGAGGAAUCUAGGGCCUCUGUAGAUCUUGAGGAAACAGAAAAGCACCCUGAGAUCUUUCAGAUGCUUAAAGAGUCUUUUCUGAAGGCUUUCAAGGUGAUGGACAGAGAGCUUAGAAUGUAUGCCCAUAUUGAUUGCUUCUGCAGUGGAACAACAGCUGUAACUUUGGUCAAGCUGGGUCCAUAUCUUGUCAUUGGAAAUGUUGGGGACUCCAGAGCUGUGUUGGCUACAAGGGACAAAGACAAUUCACUUACUGCAGUUCAGUUGACUGUUGAUCUCAAACCAAAUCUUCCAGCGGAAGCAGAGAGAAUUCGAAGAUGUAAAGGUCGUGUCUUUGCUCUUAAGGAUGAACCUGAAGUUGCCAGAGUUUGGCUGCCAAACAAUGAUUCACCUGGCCUUGCCAUGGCACGGGCUUUUGGAGAUUUUUGCCUCAAGGAUUUUGGCCUGAUCUCUGUGCCUGAAAUAUCUUACCGACACCUAUCAGAUAAGGAUGAAUUUAUUGUCUUGGCUACAGAUGGGAUAUGGGAUGUUCUUUCAAACAAAGAAGUGGUAGAUAUCGUAGCAUCUGUCCCUUUACGUUCCUCUGCUGCUCAAGCCUUGGUUGAGUCAGCAGUUCAAGCUUGGAGAUACAAAUACCCAACUUCAAAAGUUGAUGAUUGUGCAGUUGUUUGCCUCUUCCUUGAUUCUAACUCAGACAACUUAUCCUCUGCUUCCAAUGCCAAGACAAAAGUGCAGCCAACAUCUAUGGACCAAGUUGACAAUGACAGUGAGAAAGACAAUAAUCUCAAUGCCUUGACAAGUCUAGACCGGUCUGGGACUGUGCGAACUGGCCAAGAAGUACUAUCAGGAGGGAAUGAAGAUUCCUUAAAGCAGGAGGAAAUGAAUUCAGAAAUAGAUUGGUCUGCCCUUGAAGGAGUUUCUCGCGUCAAUACCCUUUUGAAUCUCCCAAGGUUUGUUCCUGAAAAGGAGGAUAAGAAGACUGCUGGGGGUACAAAGGCUCGGAAAUGAGAUCUGGUUAGUACUUUGAUUUAUUUUUGUAAUUUUUCCUUGCUUCUGUUAUAUUAUUUCUUUUGAUGCUGAAGGGAAAAAGAUAUGUAGGGCCAUUGAUGUUAAAAUUUGGACCAGAGAGAUGGUCCCGGCUGUAUUAGUGUCUGGGAACUUUUCCUUUCUCUCUAGUGUAGCUAGAUCUGGAAUUUUUGUAAAUCCAGCUCUCCGUCUAAUUUUUUUUUUUUUUAUUUUUUCCCCUUCAAAUUUCAUGUGUGAUUUGUAGGUAAUUUUAUGCUGAUAAUAAAUUUUGUGACAAUGAAGCCUCUUGAGGUUUCAACUUGAAGGGCAUGAUGAUAUUCCAUCUAGUUUUUUUUUUUUUUGGUUCAUUUAGCAGUGUGGAUUAUGUCUUUAUUUGUAACAAAAGAUAUUUUCUUGCAUCUUGUUUUGUGGCUU
This is a messenger RNA of Durio zibethinus, 3198 nucleotides long. NCBI's taxonomy places the organism in Eukaryota, Viridiplantae, Streptophyta, Magnoliopsida, Malvales, Malvaceae. The record is from RefSeq and is a predicted model, not a curated record.